UCCAUUAUCACCUCCUCUUCGCAAUUGCCCUGCCCGCUUCUAUCUUUCAGUUUCAGAUAAAAUAAAAAACGCUCUCUAUUUUCAAAUCCCAAAAUUCCGCAUUUCUUUUUUUGCAAAUCCCAAAAAUUCCUCAAUUUUAAUCCAAAAUCCCAUAAAAGUGCAUACUAAUGGCGACCCUAGAAAGCUUGAUCGGAUUAGUGAACAGAAUUCAACGUGCCUGUACUAUCUUAGGAGAUCAUGGUGGUGAAGGAAUGUCCCUCUGGGAAGCUCUUCCUACUGUCGCCGUCGUUGGUGGUCAGAGCUCUGGAAAAUCAUCUGUAUUGGAAAGCGUCGUGGGUAGAGAUUUCCUGCCUCGUGGAUCGGGCAUCGUUACAAGGAGGCCAUUGGUACUUCAAUUGCAUAAGACUGAGGGAGGGGCUGAAUAUGCGGAGUUCCUGCAUGCUCCAAAGAAGAAGUUUCCUGACUUUGCUGUGGUACGUCAAGAGAUAGCAGAUGAGACAGACCGCAUAACAGGGAAGACCAAGCAAAUUUCUAAUGUUCCAAUUCAACUGAGCAUUUAUUCUCCUAAUGUGGUAAAUUUAACACUCAUUGAUCUUCCUGGGUUGACAAAGGUUGCUGUAGGUGAGCACGAAAUCACUACUUUCCUAUAG
Nicotiana tabacum (common tobacco) is the source of this 650-nucleotide messenger RNA. The record is from RefSeq and is a predicted model, not a curated record. NCBI's taxonomy places the organism in Eukaryota, Viridiplantae, Streptophyta, Magnoliopsida, Solanales, Solanaceae.